CGCUCCUCCACGCCGCGCUGUGAUUGGUCGAGAGCUUUGCGGUUCCCUAUUAAAUUAAGUGUUUUAGGGAUUUUUUUUUUAGGUUGCAGAGUCAUGUGUUUUUCCGUCUGACUGCUUGUAAACCUCUGUUUUUCUAACCUCACAGUAGGAACAAUGCGUUUAUAUAUGUGUGCUGUUCUCCUGUGGGCUGCUGCAGGUGCAGAUGGGAAAGCAGUCCCCUCUCUUCCAAAUUUUGGGAACAGCUAUCAUGUCAAAGGAGUGAUCUCUUUGCCCUAUGCUGAAAUCAAGGAGCCGUUUGAGGCCUGGUUAGAUCUAGCAGCAAAGUCCAGCAGAAUUGACUACUAUCAUGGCCAGGUGUCUACAUACCAGUUGGGGGCAGAGCAGCAGUCGGGUGUUGCCUAUAAAAUCACCCCUGAGACCACAGAGGUAGAGCAGAAUGUGAUGAAGUGUUUCCAGGUCAAUGGAACAAAGGAGGACGCAGUCAAACCGCAGGCGUCACUACCUGAUGUGCAAAACUUCCAGUUCCUGAGGAUGGAGUACUUUGGAGGUUCCCUGUGUGAAGUUUGGCAGAAUGUGACCACUGUGGGUUACAAGAAGAACACAUACACACUGUGGGUGACUCAUUCAGAGGGAGGUGCAAAUGCCAAAGAAGACCCUGCCAUACCACUCCAUUAUGAGAUGAUGGGUUACAACACACUGCUUGGGUCACAUUAUGACAAAUAUUUGGUGGAUUACAAAGAGUUCAACACUCAUGUGGACCCCAAAGUCUUCUUGCUGCCUGAAGGGAUGAGCUGUGGGGGAUUUCCUGGUCCGGGAGUUGAGCAUCAUUUGUUGGCCAAUCCAAUGAAAGAUCUCAUCCACACCUCAGAAGCGGGGCACUCACAGCGCGUAUUCAACCACUUCAAGGACAAGUUCCAGCGUCAGUACAGCGACGAAAGAGAACAUGAGAAAAGGCAGCAUGCUUUUGUUCAUAAUCUCCGGUAUGUUCACUCCAAGAACAGAGCAGGUCUGCCCUUUGUUCUGGCUCUGAACUCUCUGUCAGAUCGCACCAUGUCAGAGCUGGCCACCAUGAGGGGAAGGAAACGAGGAAAGACCCCAAACAGAGGGAGACCAUUCCCCUCAGAGGUUUACCAAGGGGUGAAAGUACCUGACUCACUUGACUGGAGGCUUUAUGGUGCUGUAACACCAGUGAAGGACCAAGCCAUCUGCGGUUCCUGCUGGAGCUUCGCCACCACUGGAGCAGUAGAGGGCGCUCUCUUCCUGAAGACGGGCUCCCUGCAGGUUCUGUCUCAGCAGAUGCUGGUGGACUGUUCUUGGGGUUUCGGCAAUAAUGGUUGUGAUGGAGGAGAGGAGUGGAGAGCAUACGAGUGGAUCAUGAAACAUGGUGGCAUCGCCACAACAGAAACUUAUGGAGCCUACAUGGGAAUGAAUGGAUUUUGUCAUCUGAACACAUCCCAGCUUACUGCUCGUGUCCAGAGCUACACCAACGUCACAUCUGGAGAUGCAGAGGCUCUUAAGGUGGCGCUCUUUAAAAACGGGCCGGUGGCUGUCAGUAUCGAUGCUUCACACCGAUCGUUUGUUUUCUACAGCCACGGUGUCUACUAUGAACCGGCUUGUGGUAACACCACUGAUGAUUUGGACCACGCUGUGCUCGCAGUGGGUUACGGUACACUGAGUGGAGAGCCAUACUGGUUGGUAAAGAACUCAUGGUCCACAUACUGGGGCAAUGCUGGCUAUAUCCUCAUGUCUAUGAAGGAUAACAACUGUGGCGUCACCACUGAUGCUACAUAUGUCACACUGGCAUAGAUUUACUUAUCCUUUGUAUGAAUCCAUAUGUUAAUGCCACUGUGUGGGUGCCUGUGGAUGAAUGACACCCAAUCUCAGAUGUGUUGAGGUGUGGUUAUCGCAUCAAACUGAGCUGCUUGGUGAUAAUGUGUCAAAUGUUAUAGUUGAAUGUUGCCUGAAUUGAGAAGCUGCAGAACAAACAUUAAACCAUAAUUUUUAACAGGUUUUAUUGCUGGUGGUACGUUGUGACAGUGCCUUCCUUUUGAGUUGUAAAUUUCAUGACACAUCUUCGCACUUGUUCUUCUGCUUUAUAAUUUGUUGCAUUCAGGUGCACUGUGCUGGAAUCAAUGCAAUAAAAAAAUUACAAAAUA
Messenger RNA from Larimichthys crocea (large yellow croaker), 2156 nucleotides. Its product is annotated as digestive cysteine proteinase 1. The transcript is spliced from 11 exons. Gene Ontology annotation, molecular function: cysteine-type peptidase activity. Lineage: Eukaryota; Metazoa; Chordata; Actinopteri; Sciaenidae. The coding region runs from base 154 to 1806 and encodes 550 amino acids. The record is from RefSeq and is a predicted model, not a curated record. Gene Ontology annotation, biological process: proteolysis.